This is a messenger RNA of Medicago truncatula (barrel medic), 1424 nucleotides long. RefSeq names its product CBL-interacting protein kinase 5. Bases 120 to 1424 code for a protein of 434 amino acids. The record is from RefSeq and is a predicted model, not a curated record. Gene Ontology annotation, biological process: signal transduction; protein phosphorylation. The transcript has 2 exons. NCBI's taxonomy places the organism in Eukaryota, Viridiplantae, Streptophyta, Magnoliopsida, Fabales, Fabaceae. Gene Ontology annotation, molecular function: ATP binding; protein serine/threonine kinase activity.
GUUUCCCAAGCUUUCAUGUUUUCCUUGCUCCUUUCUUCAAGUUUCAUCACCCCAUUAAAAAAAUGAAAAGCAUAAAAACAAGAUAAUAGGUAUUAAAGUUAAGAUAAUAGAUAUUAGAAAUGGAGAACAAAGGAACAAUUCUAAUGCAAAAGUAUGAGGUAGGACGCAUGCUUGGCCAAGGAAGUUUUGCCAAAGUUUACCAUGCAAGGAACUUAAAGACAGGACAAAAUGUUGCUAUCAAGGUGUUCGACAAAGCGAUGAUCAUGAAAGUCGGUUUGAAGGAGCAAAUCAAGCGUGAAAUCUCGGUUAUGCGUCUUGUUCGACACCCUAACAUUGUCGAAUUCUACGAGGUCAUGGCAAGCAAAACAAAGAUAUAUUUUGCAAUGGAACAAGUGAAAGGUGGCGAGCUUUUCCAUAAAGUGUCUCGAGGGAAGCUGAGGGAAGAUAUGGCUAGGAAAUAUUUCCAGCAACUUAUUGCAGCUGUUGAUCAUUGUCAUAGAAGAGGGAUUUAUCAUCGCGACCUUAAACCAGAAAAUCUUCUCCUCGACGAAAAUGGUAACCUUAAAGUUGCUGAUUUUGGUCUUAGUGCAUUGUUGGAAUCAAAAAAAAAAGACGAUCUUCUUCAUACAACAUGCGGUACUCCAGCUUAUGUAGCACCUGAGAUUAUCAGGAAGAAAGGUUAUGAUGGAGCCAAGGCAGAUAUUUGGUCUUGUGGUGUUAUUCUCUUUGUUCUAUUGGCAGGUUUUCUUCCUUUCAAUGAUAGAAAUUUAAUGGAGAUGUAUAAGAAGAUUGCAACUGCUGAUUUCAAGUUUCCACAAUGGUUUCAUUCUGAUGUGAAAAGGCUUCUUUAUAGAAUCCUUGAUCCUGAUCCAAAAACAAGAAUUACUAUUAACAAGAUUAUGCAAAAUAGUUGGUUUAGAAAAGGGUAUAAACAGAUUGAAGGACCACAUUUAUCGCCUACACACGGCGAUAUCUCAGAUGUUCAUAAUGCAUUUGAUGAUUUGUCAACACUAUCAAGUCCAAUGUCUGUUAAAGAUGAACAAUGUCCUAUGAAACUAUAUUGUUUCAAUGCAUUUGAUAUCAUAUCACUCUCUUCGGGACUUGAUCUUUCGGGUUUGUUUGAAAAAGAUACGAGUAUGAGUAAAAGACAUCAUGCAAGAUUUUCUACAAAAAGACCACCUUCAAAUGUUGUGUCAAAACUUGAAGAAAUAGCACAAAUAGAUGGUAGAUUUAAGGUUAUGAAGCAAAAUGGGAUUGUUAGAUUGGAGGGAAUUGAGACAAGGAUAGUUGAACAACUCAGUAUAGAUAUAGAAAUUUUUGAAGUUACAUCUUCAUUUUAUAUUGUUGAGGUGAGAAAAAUUGCUGGAGACAUAUUAGAAUAUGGGAAAUUCUUGAACCAAUACUUAAAGCCUUCUCUAAAUUAA